AUGCAAGCAGAUCGCGUAGAGCAGCAGGGAAAAGCAGGAAAUUACAGAGGAGCGCAUGCUGGAGACGAAUUGGCCGUCGGCGCGAUGGCAGCGGCCCUGGUCAGGGCAUGCUGGCGCGGCAGACGACGCUGA
Molecule: messenger RNA, 132 nt
Organism: Talaromyces rugulosus
Lineage: Eukaryota; Fungi; Ascomycota; Eurotiomycetes; Eurotiales; Trichocomaceae
Exons: 1
Coding region: 1-132 (43 amino acids)
Source: RefSeq, a predicted model, not a curated record